AUGGAUGACGCAUACCCGUUCGAAGCCACGCAUCCGACUGCCGGGUAUCUCUUCGCUGAGGAUCUUGAUAUUCACCUCUUGGCAAUGGACGAUUUUCACUCAACACUACUUCAAGACUUUCCAGUAGAAAACUCGUCUAGUUUAAAUCUUCCUACAACUUCAAAGGACUGUGUCUCACCUAGCUCGCAUUCAUCCGUGGUCUAUCUACCUCCAUGCGAAGGGUUUGCCGAAGACUAUCCUCCAUUGAUGAAGCAGGAGAUUCCUGUCUUGACACCCUCUAACGAUAACGUUUUCGUUAAGCCGAAGCAUACACGCUACCUGUCCGAGAAUACCUUCUCGCAACCGUUACCGGUGUACGUCAUCCAUGAUGACACAAUCAGCGACGAUGAGGACAAGGAGCGACUUCGACGUCGUCAACGUGGGUACGAGAAACGCUACCGAGGACGCAAAAGACGUGACCUCAAAGUACAGCGGGACAUGUGGCUGGCCCUCGAGAUGAAGUUGGACGACACCCGCAAGAAGUUCUGCAGACCUUAUGUCCGCACCGAGGCUGGGAAUCACGACACGUUGCGCUGUAAAUUGCUGCUACUAAAGCUCGAGGAGCGUGCGCUCCGACAGGAUCAAAUUGCCAUGCGGUCACUUCAGGCGUGGGAAAAGAUCUCGCGCAUCCGUGAGUACUCUGACAAAAAUCAGUUGCGUACGACCAGCGAGUGGCGGCACAGCGCCGACAAGGUCAUUGGUCGUUGUGCUGUGCUUGGCCCUCGUCAGUUCCACCCCUAUGCACCAAUUCAGCAGCGCCACUUUAGUUGGUGA
This is a messenger RNA of Peronospora farinosa, 813 nucleotides long. NCBI's taxonomy places the organism in Eukaryota, Oomycota, Peronosporomycetes, Peronosporales, Peronosporaceae. The record is from the annotation of a GenBank genome assembly.